Mus caroli (Ryukyu mouse) is the source of this 743-nucleotide messenger RNA. Its product is annotated as tumor rejection antigen P815A. The record is from RefSeq and is a predicted model, not a curated record. Lineage: Eukaryota; Metazoa; Chordata; Mammalia; Rodentia; Muridae.
UUCACUUAGCUCGGCUUCCUGCUGGUACCCUUUGUGCCAUGUCUGAUAACAAGAAGCCAGACAAAGCCCACAGUGGCUCAGGUGGUGAAGGUAAUGGGAAUAGGUGCAAUUUAUUGCACCGGUACUCCCUGGAAGAAAUUCUGCCUUAUCUAGGGUGGCUGGUCUUCACUGUUGUCACCACAAGUUUUCUGGCGCUCCAGAUGUUCAUAGACGCCAUCUAUGAGGAGCAGUAUGAAAGGGAUGUGGCCUGGAUAGCCAGGCAAAGCAAGCGCAUGUCCUCCUCUGUCGAUGAGGAUGAAGACGAUGAGGAUGAUGAGGAUGACUACUACGACUAUGACGACGACGAUGACGACGAUGAUGCCUUCUAUGAUGAUGAGGAUGAUGAGGAAGAAGAAUUGGAGAACCUGAUGGAUGAUGAAUCAGAAGAUGAGGCCGAAGAAGAGAUGGAAAUCGGUGCCGGUGCCGGAGCUGAGGAAAUGGGUGUCGGAGCUGACUUAGCUCCCUGUGCCUGUGUUCCUGGCCAUCAUUUAAGGAAGAAUGAAGUGAAGUGUAGGAUGAUUUAUUUCUUCCACGACCCUAAUUUCCUGGUGUCUAUACCAGUGAACCCUAAGGAGCAAAUGGAGUGUAGGUGUGAAAAUGCUGAUGAAGAGGUUGCAAUGGAAGAAGAAGAGGAGGAGGAGGAGGAGGAAAUGGGAAACCCGGAUGGAGAGUAUGAAAAGAACCCGUAGUCUGCGAAUGGCUUC